AUGCCUCGCCCACGCCCCUCAGGCCGAAUCUCGAGCGAAGCCCCCUCUGAAACUUCCGGCUCAACAUCCCCGGAACGCGCUGCUGACGAUGAUACGGACUUUUUUAUGGCUCAGGCUAACGACUCUCAAUCCUCCAUCGGCGUGGCCAAUUUUCGCGACCUCCACGUGCACCCUAGCCGGUCUGUCCCCGUCCCGCCGAUCGGCCACCUCCCGCCCGAGAUCUUGAUUGCGAUCUUCUCUAAACUCACCUCACCCAUGGACAUGCUGAACUGCAUGCUGGUAUGUCGUAGCUGGGCUUCGAACUGCGUUGGGAUCCUGUGGCACCGCCCGUCAUGCAACAGUUGGGACAAUCUCAAGAGUGUGGCGUCAUCGGUGGGGAAGUCGGAUAGCCUCUUCACCUAUGCAGAACUCAUCAAGCGACUCAAUCUGUCGGCGUUGAUGGAGAAUGUCAGUGAUGGCACAGUUGCUCCGUUCACUCAGUGCAAGCGAAUCGAGCGCUUGACGCUAACCAACUGUUCCCAACUCACCGACAACGGUGUCUCGGACCUAGUUGAGGGCAACCGGCAUCUUCAGGCGUUGGAUGUCUCCGAAUUACGAUAUUUGACGGAUCACACUCUCUAUACGGUGGCAAGAAAUUGCCCGCGCUUACAAGGUCUGAACAUCACAGGGUGUUUGAAGGUGACCGACGAUUCAUUACUUGUGGUGUCCCAGAACUGCCGCCAAAUCAAGCGAUUAAAACUCAACGGGGUGGUGCACAUCACCGACCGCUCCAUCUUAUCAUUUGCUGAAAAUUGUCCGGCUAUUCUUGAGAUUGAUCUGUAUGACUGUAAAUUGGUCACCAGCUCGUCAGUAGCAGCGUUGAUCACCACUCUCCGUCAUUUGCGAGAAUUACGGCUUGCUCACUGCACCGAGAUCAAUGACUCAGCCUUCAUGAAUUUGCCAGAGCAGAUGACCUUUGACAGCCUGCGCAUUUUAGAUCUGACCGCGUGCGAAAAUGUCAAAGAUGAUGCCGUGGAGCGUAUUGUGGGUGCUGCUCCGCGUCUCCGGAAUUUGGUCCUGGCCAAAUGCCGUUUCAUCACGGAUCGCUCCGUACAUGCCAUUUGCAAAUUAGGCAAAAACUUGCAUUACGUCCACCUGGGCCACUGCUCGAACAUUACGGAUUCGGCCGUGAUUCAACUGAUCAAGUCUUGCAACCGUAUUCGGUAUAUAGACUUGGCUUGCUGCAAUCGCUUGACCGAUAUGAGUGUCCAGCAACUGGCUACGUUACCGAAGCUCCGACGAAUUGGUCUAGUCAAAUGCCAGGCUAUCACAAACCAAAGCAUUUUAGCGCUGGCACAUCCUCCCCGGGGCAACCACCCGAUGGGAAUUCGUCCAUUGAUCAACAACUGCCCCCGUCUUACCCAUCUGAGUUUGACCGGCGUUCAUGCUUUCCUGGACGAGGAUCUUACCGCAUUCUGCCGAGAAGCUCCUCCUGAGUUCACACAGCAACAGCGUGAUGUGUUUUGUGUGUUCAGCGGUGACGGCGUGACUCGGCUCCGGGAUUACUUGAAUCAAAAUGUUUCGCCGAUGCAGGAAGAAACAGAGACCACCAUGUAUGAUGAUGAAGAAGUGGAUGAAGACGAGGGACAAAUGACCGGUCUGAUGCACGCGACAGGAAUCAACGAUGAAGAUUUUAUCGAUGUGCCACCUCACGAUUGA
Messenger RNA from Penicillium macrosclerotiorum, 1698 nucleotides. Its product is annotated as putative ubiquitin ligase complex F-box protein GRR1. Gene Ontology annotation, molecular function: protein binding. The record is from RefSeq and is a predicted model, not a curated record. The transcript is spliced from 2 exons. Gene Ontology annotation, biological process: SCF-dependent proteasomal ubiquitin-dependent protein catabolic process. Gene Ontology annotation, cellular component: SCF ubiquitin ligase complex. NCBI's taxonomy places the organism in Eukaryota, Fungi, Ascomycota, Eurotiomycetes, Eurotiales, Aspergillaceae. The coding region runs from base 1 to 1698 and encodes 565 amino acids.